GACCGGCGGGCUGAGGCAGCGGUGCGGCCCCCGGGAGCCUGCGGGCGGCCAGAGGCGGCGGUGCAGGCCUGAGCGGCGGGGCGCGGCGUCCGGCCCGCGGGGAUGCGGGACCGGCUGCCGGACCUGACGGCGUGUAGGAAAAAUGAUGACGGGGACACAACUGUUGUUGUUGAAAAGGACCAUUUUAUGGACGAUUUCUUCCAUCAGGUUGAGGAGAUCAGAAGCAGCAUAGCUAAAAUAGCUCAGCAUGUUGAAGAUGUAAAGAAAAACCACAGCAUCAUCCUCUCUGCACCAAACCCAGAAGGAAAAAUAAAAGAAGAGCUUGAAGAUCUGAACAAAGAAAUCAAGAAAACUGCUAAUAAAAUUCGGACCAAGUUAAAGUCUAUUGAGCAGAGUUUUGAUCAAGAUGAGAGUGAGAACCGGACUUCGGUGGAUCUUCGGAUACGAAGAACCCAGCAUUCAGUGCUGUCUCGAAAGUUUGUGGAAGUUAUGACAGAAUAUAAUGAAGCUCAGACUCUAUUUCGGGAGCGAAGCAAAGGACGGAUACAGAGGCAGCUGGAAAUAACUGGAAAAACCACCACCGAUGAUGAACUCGAAGAGAUGCUGGAAAGUGGCAACCCCUCCAUUUUCACGUCAGACAUCAUAUCAGAUUCACAAAUCACUAGACAAGCUCUCAGUGAAAUUGAGUCGCGUCACAAAGACAUCAUGAGGCUGGAGACCAGCAUCCGGGAGCUGCAUGAGGUGUUCGUGGACAUGGCCGUGCUUGUGGAGACGCAGGGUGAAAUGAUCAACAACAUAGAAAAAAACGUUAUGAACGCCAUGGACUAUGUAGAACAUGCUAAAGAAGAAACGAAGAAAGCUAUUAAAUAUCACAGCAAAGCGCGAAGGAAAAUGGUGUUCAUUAUUAUUUGUGUAGUUAUUUUGCUUGUGAUCCUUGGAAUUGUCCUAGCAACGACACUGUCAUAGCAACCAUGUUCCAAGAGCCGUUUCCCCUGGAGUCGGACCACACCUGCAGCACAGCAGCGCCUUCCCGUUUCGUGAGUGAAUCGUAGGCGCUGCCCUGGAGUGCUCGGUGCUGAGCUUUCAUUACUGAGUUCGAGGAAAAGCACAACGGAAUGUAUUGUCUGGUGAAACACACCGUGAGCAUAAUGGGUAUGAUGAGUUAACCCAAACAUCCCUGGACUCGAAAUAACACGCCACAGAGAUUUAACAAUGUGAACCUUGUUUCAGUGGCCUUAAAAUAAGGAAUUAUUGAAAAUUUCAAUUUUUUUAAUACUUCAGUGUUAAAAAUAUAUGUGAAGUUCAAUUAGGAGUAUUUUAUGUUAUGAAGCUGUUAGAUUUCAGGUCUAAGACCUUCUUCCCUCUCCUGGCUAACAUGCUGAUUAAAAGACAUUUUUGUACUAUGUUUAAUUCGUGUUUGUUUAUGUUUGCAAAAAUUAUUUUUAUUAUCACAGAACUGUUUUGUAAGAUAUCUAUAAUUUUAAAUGUUUAUAAAUUGUUUAAUAUAUUAACAUCUUAAUUUACUCCAAUUUUGUAUAUUAACUACUGCCUUUUAAAAGAAAUAGAAAGCUUCAGGAUACUAGAGCCAUCUUUGCACAGUUGUUUACAAAGUUUGCCAGCGGCAUAGAACCCAUGGGUUGCAAAGUACCCACAAAAGCCUUUUGAGUGCCUUCUGUUAAAAUCUACAUAUGAGGUUUAAAUGCACCUACAGCCUCCAGGAAAACCUCAGUUAUUGUCCUCAGCUCCAGUCCUGCCCGUCCCAUUACCCAAGGUAAUAAAUUAGUACUGCACUGUGAAGACACGGUCUCUUCUUUUAUUCCAUAAAAUGCAAGGUUUGUGUUUCCCUGUUCAUGCUAAUGAAGUCUGAAUUUAAGACAGUGAUAAAACCAAAUUUUAAACUGAAGGAAAUUAUUCCCAGGCAAUUAAGUAAUUCUUUUGAAUUUAAACUGUUGUACAGAUCACGUAAAUGUUCUUGUUAAGUGCCUGCUAUUCUGCUGAAUCCCAAAGUUUACAGGAAUCUGUGAUAAUUAAACAUUUGUAUUGUUCUUUGUUUUAGUGUAAUAAUAAGCUUUAUUUUCAGACUUGUAAACUGUAUGGACUCCUACUAGUGAAUGGACAUCUGUAAGACAGCAUCUGGUCGAAAUUUUCAAUGAAUACGUGAAGGAUACUCAAAUAUAGUUAACUCGUUACUUCUGCAAGUGACAGUGUAGGCACGUGACUGUCUUCUAAUGUUCGGUCUGAAAACUAGUAUAGAUGUGCUUGAUUCCAAACAAUAAGUGUGACUGGAGCAGUCUGGAACCUUGUCUUCCUUACUUAAUGCAAGUGUGAACGUCACACAUACGUCUGCCUGCCUCGCUGUGAUCGCAGCCUGUGCCCGUGCAUUAGCUUCCCUAGCUGCUCAUCACGGUGCGCUCAGAGUUACGGCGCUGGGAGUCUUCUGGCUCUGCCAGACACAGGCCCUGGAUCUCUGAGUGGCCCGUCGGGGGGCAUGCCCAGUGAUCCGUGCUUACAUGGAAGGUACAGCUUGUCUUGAAGGGUAUUUAAGUGUUUGGAGAUCAUGCUGAUGUAAUGUGACUUCUGUGCACCUACUUGUCUUCGUGAUUAUGUCCACAUGUAGAGGAGCUUUGUGCUGGUGGGGACCCGUCUCCGUGGGCUCUACUUUCCCCUCAACGUAAGUCUUUUUAGUCCUCACCUUUCAUCAUAAUUCUUAACUGUAUUUUUUCAAGACGUUCUUCCUGGAUUUGUAGUACUUACUGAACUUGUGUUUUACAGUUGAAGUUACAGAAAUGCGUUUUGGUUCCUAUGUAGACGUUUAAGUCAUUCAUCAGGUAACACGUUUUGUAUGACUAAGCCCCAAGUGCCUAUUUGAAAUCAGAGUUUUAAAAAUGUCUAUACAGGUUUAUUUGUUACUUCUUAUCAUUUCUUCAGAUAUUUCAUGUUUACAUUAAAAAGCUCUCAGAACCAAAAAAAAAAAAAUCUACUUUCUGCCUUGUUAUUUCUGGAAAGAUUUUUUGGGAGAUAUUUUGUUGCAUAUCCAUUAAUAAAUUGUUCUGCUAAGAAAA
This is a messenger RNA of Camelus dromedarius (Arabian camel), 3062 nucleotides long. RefSeq names its product syntaxin 2 (gene STX2). The record is from RefSeq and is a predicted model, not a curated record. Gene Ontology annotation, cellular component: SNARE complex; presynaptic active zone membrane; endomembrane system. Gene Ontology annotation, biological process: exocytosis; synaptic vesicle fusion to presynaptic active zone membrane; intracellular protein transport. Gene Ontology annotation, molecular function: SNAP receptor activity; SNARE binding. The coding region runs from base 103 to 966 and encodes 287 amino acids. Lineage: Eukaryota; Metazoa; Chordata; Mammalia; Artiodactyla; Camelidae. The transcript is spliced from 10 exons.